UACAAAUUAUUUUCAAAGUUUGAUGUACUCAUAUAACGGUCUAUAUUAUGACGACAGAAUAUAUGUACCCACACCCUUUAUCAGUUGAUAAGCUAAAAUAAUUGACUCAUACGAUACUGUUCAGAGACCUUUAUUUUACAAUGAUAACAUACUCACGUGAUAUUGAUAUUGCAUGAUUAAUUGAAAGAUCAUAUGCACAUUUUAUAAGCGAUUCAGUUAUUAUCACCUGAUUUUAAGUACAGUGUAAUGUACAAAUUAAAAUAAAAAGUACAACAGAACCAGUUCUGUGGAGUUCAGUGUUUGUUUCAGAAGGAAUAUUGUGGUUUUCAUAGUUCUGAAUUUUUAAACUUGAAUUUAAACAAAUAGUUUAUCUUCCUUGGCCUUAUGUUAUCACAGUGCACUAUUUGUUAGCAGAUAAUUCAGUCAGCGCAUAAAUAAAGUGAAGAGCUAGAUAGAAGAGAUAGUCACGAUGGGAGAUGACUGCUGUACAGGAUUUGCCAGAAUCAUUCUUGUGGCUUUCAACAUAAUAUUUGUUCUUUCAGGUGGCGGCAUUCUGGGAGCAGGCAUUUGGCUUAAGGUCGACCCCGACUCAGUAAAUCUACAGAAACUUGUUUCAGUGGACUCUCACGAUUCAGCCAUUUCAUCUACAGCCUAUGUUCUCAUUGGAUUUGGGGGCUUCGUCUUCCUAGUUGGAGUCCUUGGAUGUCUCGGCGGGUUGAAGCGGUGGAAAUGGGCGCUUGCAUUGUACAUUUUCUUCCUGGUCGUCAUUUUCCUGGGAGAGUUCUCAGGCGGAAUAAUGGCAGCAGUCUACAAAUCUAAGGUUACCAAGCAACUUAGUUCGACACUUAAAAAAUCCAUCGCCGAGUACAGCAACAGCUCCAUUAUACGCGAGGCCUGGGAUGCAGUACAGAGCACGAUUCAUUGCUGUGGAGUAGAGACGUACAAAGACUAUGGAACCUACGCACAUUAUAACGCUACUCUGGUUGUCCCGAUUUCCUGUUGUCAUACUGGCUUAUCAAAGAAAUGUAGGAUGGAUGCGUUCAGUAACGCUACGCAAUCCCAAAGUUUGUAUACGGAGGGGUGUUUGAGUAGCUUGGAGGACCAGCUGAAGAGUAACUUGACAAUCAUUAUUGGGGUCGCCAUUGGGAUUGCUAUGAUUCAGCUUUUGGGAAUCGUUUUGGCCUGCAAGUCGUGUCGUUCUAAUGAUGUUGAAGUGGUAUGAUUACUCCAACAGAGAGAAUCGUGCACAUUACCAUGGCAGCGCAGGCUGGAGAAAAUUUCAUUUGUAAAUUAUAUAUAUGCCAUAAACCUAUGAUCAACGUUUGAUUGUAAUUUGUCGAUGUUUGUCCGGUACAGAAUAUUUGAACAACAUUGUAGAAUGAUUUCAGGAUUAUUUUGACCCACGAAUUGUCUGAAUACGCACAAUAGCAAGUCGUCUAAUUCACUGACUCGCUGGUACAGAGCGAUCACGGUAAUUCUAGAAUGAUUCUUUUUCCACAUGUUUCGUUAUUUGAUUUUGAGGUUGGAAAAAUAAUCAUAAAGAUCAAAAGUUAUUUUAAAGUAAUUUUGUCUGGAAGAAAAACGCAUCAUUUUGGCGAAGAGUCAUUAACGCAGAUGCUAUUGUUUCUAUAAAAACACUACAAUGCCUUUAUACCGAGUAUAUGCAUGAACAAUAAUUAUUGUAUUGAUGUAUAGGUACAAAAGUUUGAAUGGACAAUUAUAUUUCUUUAAUGUCUCAACAUUUUUAGGAAAUGAUAUAUUGUUGGAACUUUUAUAUUUGAUUUGUAGUUGACAUAGAAUUGUACGCCAUUAUUUAGCUUUCAUAUGUAAAAUUCUACAAUGGCUAAACAUAGUGAUUGAUGGAGGCUUUGUUUUUUACCUGCGGCAGAAUUUUGUAAAUUGAACACAAUAAUCAAAUGACUUCAAUGCCGAUCAGCAGCAAUCCAUAUCAGUGUACCGAAUUUGCGUGCUUUUUGUGUCUGUUUCAGAAAUAUAGAAAAGACCUAUGAAGGGUAAUGGGUAUGCAAUCCAGCCCAAGAUAUACAUGUAGUUUUUAAAAUAAAGACAAAAUUGCAUGUUGCGACCGAGUGACCCUACAAACAAGGAUGUGACAUGGGAAGACUUAAUUAAUAUUUUAAUGAUACCACAGGAGUGAGUUCCCCCUGAAUAUAGGGGGCGCACAGUACAUUUCUUUCCUCGAUUUCAUAUCUGUUUAUAGUACUAGUAAUAGUACAAGUGAAGGAAAUUUUGUUAGAAUUCAAGAGCUAAAAGAAGAUAUGAAUACAAUAAUUUGAUUAACAUGUGUGUGUCCUUUGUAUGAUUUUUAGACCGGAAAUGUAGGGAGUCGUGAUGUCACAAAGUUUAUAAUAUGAUUGAAUUAUUCCGCCCUCUGAUGGACUGAAAUCGAACGACCUAGAAGUAAUAGGACGUUAUGUUCACCCCCACAUGCCUUCAAGUUGAAUACGUGUAUAACAUUUGUUAUUUUUAAAAUAAAUUGAGAAUUUCCAAUUUAA
Messenger RNA from Ostrea edulis (European flat oyster), 2513 nucleotides. Its product is annotated as CD82 antigen-like. The transcript is spliced from 9 exons. The record is from RefSeq and is a predicted model, not a curated record. Gene Ontology annotation, cellular component: membrane. NCBI's taxonomy places the organism in Eukaryota, Metazoa, Mollusca, Bivalvia, Ostreida, Ostreidae. The coding region runs from base 470 to 1222 and encodes 250 amino acids.